AUGCCUUUCCUCCUGGGUCUCAGACAGGACAAGGAAACCUGCAUGGGUGUCAACAAUCAAAGUUACAUAUGUGAAACGGGCCACUGUUGUGGACAAUCCCAGUGUUGCAACUACUACUAUGAACUCUGGUGGUUUUGGCUGGUGUGGACCAUCAUCAUCAUCCUCAGUUGCUGCUGUGUUUGCCAUCACCGACGCACCAAGCAUCGUCUCCAGGCCCAGCAGCGGCAGCACGAGAUCAAUCUGAUCGCGUACCGGGAAGCCCAUAACUAUUCAGCCCUGCCGUUUUAUUUCCGGUUUUUGCCAAAUUAUUUACUACCUCCCUAUGAGGAAGUGGUGAACCGACCGCCGACACCCCCCCCACCGUACAGUGCCUUACACCAGCAGUGCGUCCCAGCAGGCAGCAGGAGCACAAUCCCCGACACGCCAGGGGCCCCUGGCCUUGGGGACCCCGAGCCCACCACCACCACGCUGAUCGAGCGAGCAGUUACCAAAAUGCAAAACGUCGAGCCCUGUGGUACCAGCACGGGAGCCGAGCUGGUGGAGAGGGCCAGUCCCGAUAAGGAUACGGAGUGCAAGGAGGAACUGCUAAAAGGUUAUAGCUCUGAGAGCUUAGAACAGAGCAGCGCCAUUCCCGACGCGAAGGACAAGACGCCGGGCAGGCAACGCCGUUUCACCGGCGACUCGGGCCUCGAAGUCUGUGUAUGCAACCGGGGCCAUCACGACGAUGACCUCAAGGAGUUUGACGGGCUCAUCGACGAUGCUCUGGACGGGCCCCUGGACUUCUGCGACAGCUGCAGCGGCCGCCCCCACGGGGACGAGGAGGAAGGGCUUUUCAGUGCCACGGAAGAGCAGCACCGCGAACACAGCCACCACCACCUGCCCCGGCAGCCGGUGUGUGUGCUCUUGAACACAAUAAACGAGCAGGACUCUCCAAACUCUUGUACCAAUAGCUCCCCCAGCUAAAGUGGCUGAGCGGAAAGGAGAAUCGGGGAGAAAAAAAUCAAAGAAGAAAAAGUGGAAUAAGAGGAUUAAAACUUUAACAGGAGGAAAAGGUGAUACAACCUUUUUUAGUUUAUUUUUCUUUCUCCCCAUCCAAUAUAAUUUGGGGACUAGUCCUCGAAGGCCCGGUGUGUGGGGGACGGGUCACUCUGGGUAUUGUUAAUCGUGUCCGUCCUGCUCUGUGGGGCAGGGACUGGUGUUUCUCGGUGAGAGCUUGUAACAAAUGGAAUUUUCCCAAUGGUAAUUUUGGUGAUGGUUAUUAGGAGUUUGCUGGUUUUAGUUUUCUGAAACACUGCUUUAUCUCGCAAUCAGUAAAGCUCAGCAAAUCUCACCCUGGGAGGAUACGAAAUCUCUGUAAGGCUUCAACCUCCAGGUGUCUUCCCAGAAGCAAGCAGCUUCUGACAGUGCCGGCAGUCAGUAGCCCAAGAGUUCUGGUUUGAUAUAGUGCUCUUGAGGCAUUGGGGAUUUCUUCUCAUCUUAGCUGCUUUUUCUUUUUUCUUUUUUUUUUUUUUUUGUGUAACUUAAGCUGAUGAAUGCCUGAACACAUCAGCUCUAUAAUCUCUGGUGCUUCAGUGUUUAAGACAGCAGGUAGGAAAUUUCCCACUUGAAGCUGGUGACUGAAGGACCAGUUUCUUCCAG
This is a messenger RNA of Apaloderma vittatum (bar-tailed trogon), 1638 nucleotides long. RefSeq names its product WW domain binding protein 1-like (gene WBP1L). NCBI's taxonomy places the organism in Eukaryota, Metazoa, Chordata, Aves, Trogoniformes, Trogonidae. The coding region runs from base 1 to 963 and encodes 320 amino acids. The record is from RefSeq and is a predicted model, not a curated record. The transcript has 5 exons.